AUGAUUCCCAUCUACAUCACUCUGGCUGAGGACGUGGAAUGUUGCUACCAGAGGAAUACACGAAAUGCAAGGAGACUGGUCCGAGUGGAUUUGUUGGCUAAGUUACAGCACGAGUGGAACAAUGCGGAGAAAGGAAGGUGGACCCACCAACUUGUCCCGUGUGUGUCGGCGUGGGUACAUAGGAAGCAUGGAGAGGUGAUCUUCUAUUUGACACAAUUUUUGUCCGGGCCCAGAUUCUUCUGGAAGUAUCUGUAUCAGUUUGGACAUGUCUCGUCAUCCCUUCGCCCGGAGUCUGUGGAUGUGUACGAGAUACCGGACUAUGUGAUCUUCGAAUGCUCUAGGUGA
Topomyia yanbarensis is the source of this 345-nucleotide messenger RNA. RefSeq lists its product as uncharacterized. The record is from RefSeq and is a predicted model, not a curated record. The transcript has a single exon. Lineage: Eukaryota; Metazoa; Arthropoda; Insecta; Diptera; Culicidae. Bases 1 to 345 code for a protein of 114 amino acids.